AUGAUGUCUACUCUGUUCAAUUUUGCCAAUAAAGAGAAUGCUGCCCAUUUAUCUGCAAAAGCAGCUCCUAAAACACCAGGUAAAAAAUCCACAAUAUUCAAAGAUAACAAGAACAUCAAUAAUGGGAAUAAACUUCAAGUAUUAAAAGACAACUUCAAGACUCCAACAAAUAAUAAUGAAGUGAAGAAGAGAAUCCCUUUGGGUGGAAAAGAUAAGAAUGUUAACGCUGCACAUCAUACUGGUAAGAAAUUAGGAUUUGGAUUGAAUGAUUAUCAUAACAAUAGAGAAUUAAAUUUAUCUUCAUCUGCAUCUAAGAGAAGAAUAAGAAGAUUGAAAACGCCUAUGAGUAAUAGACCAAUAUCUAGAAAACUAAAUGUUUUGAAAGAUGAUGAAAAUGAUGAUGCUGUUAUUCCACAAGAUUCUGGAAUUAAGACAAAUUCAAUAGAUUUAAAGCAUUUUGAUGAUGAGAUUGAAAUCAUACCUCAAAGGGAAGAUCCUUUACCUUUCAAGCCAUUAAAUUAUGAUCCUUUCACACAUGAAGAGUUGAGAUUAUUGAAAGAAGGAAAUAUGAAUCCAAGAAAAUUUGAUUAUUCAGAUGAAGUUUCCCAAUUAACAAAUGAAGAGAUUUAUCAAGAAUAUCCUUUGAAUUUUGAAACCGAAUCUGAAGAUGAAGGAAACGAUUCUUUCACAAAUCAUUCCAAACAACAACAACCACAUUUUAUGGAGCCUACGUUCAAUUCCAGGGCAAGAUCAAAGAGUAAUGAGAAGAAAGGUGAAGUUUUCGAUGAAGGUUUAUCAAUUGCUGAAUUACAACGUUUGAUUGAUGAGGAGUAA
Hansenula ciferrii is the source of this 834-nucleotide messenger RNA. It is a transcript of the gene PDS1, whose product is annotated as securin. The transcript has a single exon. The record is from RefSeq and is a predicted model, not a curated record. Bases 1 to 834 code for a protein of 277 amino acids. Gene Ontology annotation, cellular component: cytoplasm; nucleus. Gene Ontology annotation, biological process: chromosome organization. NCBI's taxonomy places the organism in Eukaryota, Fungi, Ascomycota, Saccharomycetes, Phaffomycetales, Wickerhamomycetaceae.